UAUUGGACCAGUGUGAUAGAAAGGCUUCAUGCGAUAGGUUAGAAAAUGUAAAGAAACGCCUAUAUUCAAAAUUCUUGAGUCUGAUUAGUCUAGCGUCGUGGCAUUCUAUUUCACUAUGCUAAUUGUGGGAAAAUAUAUAUCGGAGUAGAAAAAGUUAAUUUCCUAUUUUUAUGAAAUUACGUUCCCCUUUUUUGUUAUAUCUGGUCUAAUAUGAGUCAUUUUUGCUGCAUAUGUAUCUAUGGCUAACUUUCAGAAACUUCUGAGGUUUCCAUGGCUUGCUUGAAGAUUUAAGAAGACAGAAAAAAACACCCUUGCAUAUACAACGUGUAGUUCAAAACUCCUGUCACGCAAGGACAAUUCAGAUAUUUCAAGGACAUUUUGACUCCAUACUAAAUUGUGAUCCAAGUAUGCAACGUCACACAUCCCACGUCACAGUUUGGAGCUUUUGCAGGAAAAGUGUUUUGCACCCUCAUGAAUCUCCUCCAUGUGGUUGUCCUGCGCACUGAAGCUGAUCAACAGCCAGCCCCUCCAUCUGCACUGGGUUCCUCCUCUCUGCCACUUCAGGAGGAGCAAGAGGACAGCAGUUCACUUCACUUUAGUGUAGUGGAGACCGUUCAAACUACCAAAGUAUAUAUUUCCUAAUAUUUAAAAAAAAAACUUGUGGAAGUACUAACUGAGGGAUUGUCACGUUGUUGUGUCGAGUGGAAUGAGUCCUCAUUCUCUUGGAACUGUUUGCACUAUAACCGGUUUGGAGGAGGUGCUGAGGCGCGGCAGCGGAUGGAAACAGAGAGGAGCAGCAGCAGCAGCGCCAAACUCACAAUGCACUCGGAGUGAACACAGGCAGGGACACAAUACAGACCCGCGGAGCCACUGAGGAGCUGCGAUCUCUCCUCCUGACUGUCUUCUGUCCCCAAACCUCUUGUCCACUGGCAUUGUCUCCUCCGCUGCUGACUGACUGACUGACCGAGUCAUUGAUUGAGACAAAAUUGACUUCGCUUCGAGGGAGAGCAGAGUGGUCUGAUCUCCAAACUCAGCCAUGACGUCUCCGGCAAAAUUCCGAAAGGAAAAGGAGAUUGUGGCCGAAUAUGAUACUCAAGUAAAAGAGAUCCGUGCCCAGCUGGUGGAACAGCUCAAGUGUCUGGACCAGCAGUGCGAGCUGAGGGUGCAGUUGCUCCAGGAUCUGCAGGACUUUUUCAGGAAGAAGGCGGAGAUUGAGAUGGAUUAUAGCCGCAACCUGGAGAAGCUGGCUGAGAGGUUCCUCACCAAGACACGCAGCACCAAGGACCAUUUACUCAAGAAGGAGCAGAGCAUUUUGUCUCCGUUGAACUGCUGGAACCUGCUGCUGCUGCAGGUGAAGAGGGAGAGCCGCGACCGCGCCACCCUGUCCGACCUCUACCUCAACAACAUCAUUCCCCGCUUCGCACAGAUCAGCGAGGACUCAGGACGCCUCUUCAAAAAGAGCAAAGAGGUCGGCGUUCAGCUGCAGGAGGAUCUGCUGAAGGUUCUCAAUGAACUUUAUACGGUGAUGAAGACGUACCACAUGUACAACACAGACAGCAUCAAUGCGGAGUCCAAGCUGAAGGAUGCAGAAAAGCAGGAGGAGAAGCAGAUGGGGCGCUCAGGGCGACAGGAGGACCGUCAGACGCCACGGUCUCCGGACACGCUGACCAGCAUCAAGUCUGAGGAGAAGCCGGUCAGACGAUCCAGCGUGAAAAAGAUCGAGAAGAUGAAGGAGAAGAGACAAGCCAAGUACACGGAGAACAGGCUGAAGGCCAUAAAGGCCAGGAAUGAGUACCUGCUGGCUUUAGAGGCCACCAACGGCUGUGUCUUCAAAUAUUACAUCCACGACCUCUCUGACAUCAUCGAUUGCUGCGACCUGGGCUACCACGCCAGCCUGCAUCGUGCCCUCAGAACCUACUUAUCCGCAGAACAGAAUGUGGAAACGUCCAAACACACUGGCCUGGAGACAUUAGAGGGAGCUGCAGAGAGUCUGGAGCCCAACGGGGACAAACAGAAACUGAUGGAGACGUACAACAACGUUUUCUGUCCUCCAGCUCGCUUUGACUUCCAGUCCCACAUGGGAGACAUGAUGGGAAUGAUGUGUGCACAGCAGCCACUGGAAGGCGACCUGCUCCAGAGAUGUCAGCAGCUGCAGUGUAGACUCUCCACCCUGAGGAUAGAGAACGAGGAGGUGAAGAAAACGAUGGAGGCCACACUGUCCACCAUCCAGGACAUGGUGAGGGUGGAGGACUUUGAUGUCUCCGAUUGUUUCCACCACAGCAACAGCAUGGAAUCUGUCAAGUCCACCUUCAGUGAAUCCUAUCUCAGUAAACCCAGCCUGGCCAAGAGACGGGCCAAUCAGCAGGAGACGGAGCAGUUUUACUUCACGAAACUGAAAGAGUUUCUGGAAGGAAGGAACCUGAUCACAAAGCUUGAGGCCAAGCACGACCUCAUCCAGAAGACCCUGGGGGAGAGCCAAAAGACCGACAGCUGCCUUGACGGUGGACAGAGGGACUCACCCAUAAGGAAGCAGGACUCGGGUGAGGCCAUUCCUCUGAUGGUUGAGAGUUGCAUCCGCUUCAUCAGUCGCCAUGGUCUGCAGCACGAGGGCAUCUUCAGAGUCUCAGGCUCUCAGGUGGAAGUCAAUGACAUCAAGAACGCCUUUGAGAGAGGUGAGGACCCACUGGCCGGGGACCAGAACGACCACGACAUGGACUCCAUCGCUGGCGUGUUGAAGCUCUACUUCAGAGGACUAGACCACGCCCUCUUCCCCAAAGAAGUCUUUCAUGACCUCAUAUCCUGUGUCUCGAUGGAGAGCCUCCAGGAGAGAGCGGUCCACGUCAAGAAAGUUCUGCAAUCUCUGCCAAGCAAAACUCUGGUUGUUAUGAGAUACCUGUUUGCCUUUCUCAACCACCUCUCUCAGUACAGUGAGGACAACAUGAUGGACCCUUACAACCUGGCCAUCUGCUUUGGCCCCACGCUGAUGUCUGUCCCAGAGGGCCACGACCAGGUCUCCUGCCAGGCUCACGUCAAUGAGCUGAUUAAGACCAUCAUCAUCCACCAUGACACCAUCUUCCCUGGACCCCAGGACCUGCAGGGGCCCAUCUACACCAUCCCUGGAACUGGAGAUGAUUUCUGUGACAGUCCCCACUGUGAGCCCCCCCUGGUGGAAGAGCCUGCACCUGACACGGUCGCUGUCAGCCACAACAGUGAAGACGGCUCCUUGAAUGUUUCAGAGUCCGACCCGAUCGAAGCCAUCGCUCGAUUCGACUACUCUGGACGCACCAGUCGGGAGCUGUCGUUCAAAAAGGGCGCCUCUCUGCUUCUGUACCAGCGAGCCUCUGACGACUGGUGGGAGGGGCGGCACAACGGAGUGGAUGGACUGGUGCCGCACCAGUACAUUGUGGUGCAAGACAUGUCUGACGGUGGACGAGGAAGUCCAAAACCUGACAUUGACCAUCUGCUGGAGGAGAGAGUUUCCACUAGAGUCAGUGCUGCGUCUCCUACCGGCGCUCAUGUAGCCGACAUCUACCUGGCCAACCUGAACAAGAUGAGGAAGCGUCCAGAGUCUGCCAACAUCCGAAGAACAUUCCGGAGCUCGGAGUCUGACAACACCAGUCCAGGUGUCAGUGGAGGAGGCAGAGCAGCGUCACUUCCUGUAGGCGGGGCUCUGGUCAAAGAGAGCGGUGACAAACGCCCCGUCAGCGCUCACAGUAUCCUGAACUCAGUCACUCGACACUCGUCUCUGAAAACCAAGGUGGAGAGUCCACAGCUGAAGAAGACGUCGACUGCAGGACGCUCCAAGAGCUUCAGUAACCACAGACCACUAGACCCUGAGUUUAUAGCCCAGGUGGAGCACAGCUCACAGGACAUGGAGAUGGUGACUGAUCUCAGUAAAGCUGAGAGACAGAGCACUUCCAAGCACACACACACCCCUGAUGUGGUCCUGGACACACUGGAGCAGCUGAAAGGUGUCAGCGGGGGAGGGGGGGGAGGAGGAGCGUCGGAGCCGUCAAGCCCACUCCACUCUCGUCUCUUGCGGGACGGUGAGGGAGGCUGCUCCCACGCUCACCCGCUUCAGCGCAGCGCCUCCUCCGCGAGCGACGUCCCUUCCUCCUUCCGCCCGGCCAAGAGCCAGCCGCGAAGCCCCCUGCCUUCUGCCACCUCCCCCACCCUGUCCUCCUCUUCCCUCUCCUCCUCUGUACCUUCCUUCAGAGAGCUGCGUCCACCAGCGACCAGACCCAAGCCAGUGGUUUUCCCAAAGAACGGAGGAGGAGGCAGUCCGGCUACGGGCUCACCGACCUCCACCGUUCCCCCCACGCCGCCACCUACAGGCCAUCCACACUCUCUUCCCCACACUCCUCCUCCUCCACCGCCCCCUCAGCCUAACGACAAAUCCUGCCCUGCUUAAUACAGUGUCAUCCACACAAACGUUUCUACCAGGUGUGAGAAGCAUCACCCACGUGUAGCAAACACUUUGGGCUGAAAUUUGACAGAAUCCUUGUUCCCUUUGGAGGGUUUUUUCCCCCAACUUGUUCUGGCAGCUCUUCACUGUCACAGAGGUGUAGAUAGUUAAAAAAAUGGACAAGUUCUUUUUGUUGUUUUUCCAUCGUAGAUAAUGCAGUAUCUUCUUAAAGGGAACAGGACUCAGGAUGGAGACCAACAGCAACCUGGAGGCUUCUGUACACUAGUUAGGAAAUCUUGUAUGAGAGAGUGUUUACUUCUCUUUACAAGUAGAGCCGGGUGAGGAACAAAAAGCACUGUUUGAAUAUUUUGUAUAGUUGAUAUGACAGUUUCACUGACCCAACGACUAGCCCACUGGAAUGAAGUGUUGGUUCCUAUGAAUAGUCUGUGAAAUGCUUAGUUCCUGGCUCCGUGUUAAGAUGAAACUCGCGGCCUUGCUCAGCUGCUUCAGGGGUGAAGUACCAGCAGGUGGAGUUAUUGGAUGAUUAUAGAACACCGGGCCAAAUAUUAGUCUUUCUCUUGACUUCCUCCAGUGUCUGAAAGGCUGGUGAUUCGUUUUUUUUUUUCCUUUUUUAUAUUGCUGUUCUGUACUAGUAGCAACAGGAGCGUAGCCGGGGGCAGCUCUUCAUCCUCCUGACAUGGCCAAAAGUAAUUCUAAAUUCAUACGUAUAGCAAUAAAACUGAAACAAAAAAAAUAACUUGUAGCAUGAGGCACACUCUGUUGCUGCUCUCCUGUAGAACCACUGACUUCCAUCAGUUCCGUUUAAUAUGCGAAGUUUGACUGUACACACAGAAUCCUUUUUUUUUUCUUUUUUAAGUGUGUGGUGGUGUUUUGUGGCAGCUAAACACCUUUUCAGGGUUUUUUGUUUUGUUUUGAGUGCAUGCUGGGGCCACAGAUACAGGCACCUGAGUCCUGUUGGCCACUCGCAUUAGUUGACCUUUCUCAAGACUUCAGACAGAGACACUGCUUGCUCCUUUUUAAAUAUAUCCAGAAGACCUAACAGUAAGAAGGGUUUGAUAUUAUUAUCUAAUGGUUUGUAAGUGUAGUAAAUCAUAACUGGAAGCAUGGAGCUGAGGAUCCUGCCGCAUGCGUUUCAGUAGCACAACCGACCACCUCAUCCAGCGUGUAAGGUUUGCUUUUAUUACGCCCCUAGUGGUUUAUUAAAGCUCCGACUCUGCUCUGACUGGUGAACUGUCGGAGUAUGUGUGUGUGCGUGUGUGUGUGAGCAUGUGUGGAUGUAGAGUACGUACAGUAUGCGCCUCAAGCCCAGCCUUCGUCACUCAACAUAAAGGGAUGCCAUCGUCGCCAACGGCAGCAGCUGUGACUGCGAACACGCAGAAAGACUCUUACGCUGUGCAGCACCAGCAGCCUGAAUCAACGUGCACUGUGUUUGUGUGAUCCGAUGAACUCAAUUGUGCAGGGAUACAUGACGUGUCUUGUCUUCAGUCAGCGCUGUGACACCAGUGGCAGACCAGCUUUAGGUAGAAACCUAGAUGAGGAAAAUUGAACUUUGAGGAACUUUUCGCCAACUUUGUUCCUGAUGGUAUUUGAUAAUAUUCUGUUUGUGCAUUAGCAACAUUGAAUCUGGCGAUGGAUUCAGAUCGACUCAAUGACUAAAUGCAGAAUCAAGGUGUAUAAUGUACUUCACUUUCUUGCGAAAGUACUGAACUAAUAUUAACUUGGUAUAGUGUGGUGGUAUUAUAUAUAUUUAUAUAUAUAAACCUAUAUAUGUAUAUAUGUGUAUAUAUACAUAUAUGUAUGUAUACAUGUGUAUAUAUGCAUAUAUGUAUGUAUAUUCAUAUGCAUACAUAUAUGCAUAUAUAUACAAUAUAUGCUCCAUUCUUCAAAACGUUUCCUCAAAUCACAGCACAUACUGCAUUCCGAUUUGCUCUUUACCAAUAAUUUUGUUCAUUUUUUUUGUCCCUUUGUAUUUUCUGUAUAUUGUUUGUGUAUUGUAAUACCUGAUAUAUUUGUGUUGCUCUUACCUCAUCACAACAACUGGAGGGACUGUGACUGUGUGUGAGAGUUUGUGGUCAGCGCACGCACGCACGCACACACACACUCACACACACAUUUAAGUAGGUUGCUGUGUUUCGUCCCGGCGGUGUUGCGGGGAGGAGCCGGGACACCCUGUGAUCUCAAAUCAAUCAUCAUGCACUUGAACAACGUUGCUUGUGUGUGGACUAACUGUGUGUGGAGAUGAUUUGUCAGAGUUGAAUAUUGUUAUAUAUGCAUUUUGUGUCCAUUUGAAAACAGCAGAACUAAAAAGAAAAACGACCGUAAUGUCAAAUUAUUUAUAGUUGUCUCUGUAUUUCUGGAGAAUCCUGUGUUCAGAUGUACUUUGUAUAUACAAUGUUGUACAUUACAGAGGUACACUCUUUUUCUUUGGUACAAUAUUGUACAGUAAUAGCAAUAGUAGUUUAAUCAAAUAGGGCCUUAUAUGAUUCUAUGUGUAGUUCUUGUAGUGGAUUUUUUUUUUAAUAAACAUUGCUUGCUAUAAAGAUUCUCAACAUGUGGGUCUAAUAAAAAUACAAGAAAACUAAA
Cynoglossus semilaevis (tongue sole) is the source of this 7009-nucleotide messenger RNA. It is a transcript of the gene srgap2, whose product is annotated as SLIT-ROBO Rho GTPase activating protein 2. Gene Ontology annotation, molecular function: protein binding. Bases 1037 to 4411 code for a protein of 1124 amino acids. Lineage: Eukaryota; Metazoa; Chordata; Actinopteri; Pleuronectiformes; Cynoglossidae. The transcript is spliced from 24 exons. The record is from RefSeq and is a predicted model, not a curated record. Gene Ontology annotation, biological process: signal transduction.